Molecule: messenger RNA, 1660 nt
Organism: Ostrinia furnacalis (Asian corn borer)
Lineage: Eukaryota; Metazoa; Arthropoda; Insecta; Lepidoptera; Crambidae
Product: UPF0184 protein C9orf16 homolog
Exons: 2
Coding region: 1210-1479 (89 amino acids)
Source: RefSeq, a predicted model, not a curated record
UACAUAACAAAUAAGGUACCUGUUAGAUAAGCCCACAAUCAUAGAUAUAUAGGUAUUACAAAAAACCUUAGGUAUACUUAAAAUAGGUAAUUGUUUGAUAAUAAUUAUAAAACAAUUUUUCCAGUAAUUUUAGUUGUUUACAAUUUUUUUACUAAUAUUUAGUAGGUACUUACUUACCUACCCACUAAAACAAUUGAUAAUCUUUUAGGAACUAAAAAUUGUAAACUUCUAUUUGAUGAUAUUAAGUUAACUUUUAUAAAUAACAAAUGAGAAUCUAUACUUACAAACUUCGAGAAAUUAAGCUUCUUCACUACAUAUAAAUAAUUAGACAUUACCUACCUUGAAAUUAUUGGCAGUUGAAACUGUGGUGGAAACCAUAGUUAGUUGGCAAUGUUGGCUCACAGAGCAAAGUCUAGUGCAAAGAGUAAGAAGAGAUUAGUGAAAGGGAACACGUAGGCAGGCAGGAAGUUAUAAAUUCAAUGUCAAAUAGGUACAUCGUGUUAUUGUAUCUUUGGAACGAAACUUUAUUUAAUCGUAUUCCAUGUUCCAGUGAUUUUAUCGAUGUCGAUAUCUUUUAGGAUCUUUCCUUAUUUGUGGUGUCCCGCUAAAACGAAAGCUUUGAACGCCUCGGGCUUCAGUGUUGUGCGAGUUGUGUGACGCCAUUAUUUUCAGUUUUUUUUUUUUGUAUGGGAGAUGGGAGUGUGAUUUUGUUUGAGCCAGCUAAUAAAAGUAAAAGAAAAUGUUCCCCGACAUGGCUCCAAGCUCCAAGCACACAAUAAAAUGGUGGAAAAAACCAUAGUCUAGUCUAGCCUCUAUAAAACUACUUCUACCUAUUUUGUCACGGCCGCUACUCUGAAACGCUGUUUACGUAGUAGUUUCGAAUCUAUCUGUCAUCGUCGCUCAUGCUGGCAUCUCCCUGUGCGCGGGAGGGAUGGCAACAUUUGAAAUAUCGAUUAUCGUUUUUCGGAAUAACCCCGCAGUCACUUGACCAGUGUCGGGCAUAGACAAUUUACGAUGAAUCGCCAUGAUUCUGUUGGUACGCGGAAUUUAUUGGAACUAAAAUUUAUUAGGUAUUUUGACAUAUUUUGGUUACACACUAGCGCCACUAAAAGACUUCUUUUCCGAAUGGGAUAAUAUCUUGUUUUUGUGUUUUGUGUGCGCUUUCAGAUUUCAAUUAAAAUCAAUAAGAUCUAUUAUAAAUUGUUAAAAAUGGCUGGACAAGAUGAAACUAAACACAAUGAAGACGAAGUUGCGCCUGAAAACGAUGUAGACAUCACAGACCCAGAACAAGAUAACGACGAGAACAUGAGUGAAGAAUACUAUUUACUAGACACGAAACUUGAUGAACUAAAUACGGCUUUGGAUUUCUUAGAAAAAAGAACGGAUGACAUUCAUGAAAAAUUGAAAGAACUUUUACAAUCUAAUAGAAGUAUUAGAGAAGAAUUAAGAAACGAAAAUUUGAAGUCCAUUGAAAAGUAAUAAUGGCAACUGAUUACCUAUUUGGGUUACUACUGAAAUGUACGGUAUUAUCGAUUUAAAAAAAUAUGUGAUUGUAUGUAUUAUCGAUAUUAUUUUCAUUUAUCAUUGUAGCAAUGUGAUACACUUACCUGAUUAUUUACUUUUAUGAAAAUUGUUGUUUAAUAAAUAAUUCUAACCACUA